Schistocerca serialis cubense is the source of this 1362-nucleotide messenger RNA. RefSeq lists its product as uncharacterized. NCBI's taxonomy places the organism in Eukaryota, Metazoa, Arthropoda, Insecta, Orthoptera, Acrididae. The transcript has 4 exons. Bases 1 to 1362 code for a protein of 453 amino acids. The record is from RefSeq and is a predicted model, not a curated record.
AUGCAACACCUCUGCAACCUCUGGAUCUGGCUGUUUGUAACCGCCCUCCAUCACACAGCUCACACACGUGUGCCCGGUCUGACGAGAGAGAGAGCGUUCGUCAGCGGCAUUAAUACUUCACCUCUGUUGAACGAUGACCGCAACGAAGUGGACAUCUUGCUAGACUUUGUGGGAGAGCCUCCUCUCCCGCCCACCUCCGUGUACACUAAGGCAUUCAGCAGUGCGACAAGUUCGACAACAUCGACCUCUGUAGACCGGCCGAGCCGCCCUCAAGCUGAUCGCAGUCUCGUUGGUUCGAUGGCCUCAAAGACACAUCCGCAAGAUCACUCAAAAGCCGGUAAGAGUAGAAGACUGUCGACAGACGCUGUUGUGGACAACGUCCUGCAAGCGUAUAAAAGAGUUCUCGACAAGACUGUACGGGGCUCGCUUCAGUGCAAAAACGGCACCACCUUGCUACUUAGAGCUUUGUGUGCGCUCUGGGCUCGGCAAGUUGUGGACAGUGUACGCCAUUGUAGCGCACCACCUUCCACAAGGAAAAGUUUAGCGAAUUACAUCGUGAAGAACGUUUUGUCCGAGGAGCACCUGUUUGUCCCAGAGAACGACUGGUCUGAGCAUCUCGAAGACGUCCUGUGCACCUGCUACUAUGCCAUAGUGAAAACGGUCACAGACACCACCCGCUGCCACGAGUGCGAAGUAAUUAUUGACGAGAUUGUUUUUGCAUUUCUAGUAGAAGACCUGCUGACAGACAUUCUGAGUUCUGAACAAAAAACAUACGUCACUGACGCAGUCGGAAGGCUGUUGGACCUGAGUGGGAUUUCGAACAAGAAGCAGAGUGUCUGGGAAGCUUUGUCUACUGGAAAGCAAAACCUGCGCGUUAGCAAAAAGAUUCAUAUUGACGGUAAAAAAACAUCGGAACAAAGUCUACAUUCAGAAAGGUCAUUUGUGGCUGCCAUUUUCGGCGAUACGGUGAUUAAUGGUGGUGAGAAGUCGAGGUGGGAGCGAAGUCCCAGUCAUAUUGUCAGCAAAGGGAAUGAAAAACGUUCCAUUCCUUUUGAUUAUGAAGAGUUCCUUCCGUUUGGGGAGUCAAGGCUACCAACACACUUUUAUGAGUAUGAAGCUGAAAUUUCUCAUGAGUCUUUCGAUUUGGAAAAAAAUGGAAAGCAAAGCUCUUUAGAACAGAGUUACCGAUCGUUAGAAACAGCUGGCGGCGCCCAUAUCGAAGAAUAUUCAGUUGAAGACUCUGAAGAUCUCCUGUCAACGGAACGAUAUCAACUUCAUGGAUUCACCAAAUUUGGACAUGAAAUAAGGGUGUUUUCCACAAAUGUAGAAUCGCCGCAGGCCGCCGUGGCCGAGCAGUUCUAG